Messenger RNA from Condylostylus longicornis, 2724 nucleotides. Its product is annotated as collagen alpha-1(I) chain-like. Bases 197 to 2521 code for a protein of 774 amino acids. NCBI's taxonomy places the organism in Eukaryota, Metazoa, Arthropoda, Insecta, Diptera, Dolichopodidae. The record is from RefSeq and is a predicted model, not a curated record. The transcript is spliced from 3 exons.
CUGAACUUAUUAGAGUUAACUUCCCCAUAGAUUUAGAAUUCCUUGGAUAUUAACUCUUUUAUUUAAUAUUUACAAAUAAAAAUAUUUCAUUUUUAUUAUAAUUUAAAAAAAAAAAUUAAUAAUUAAAUAAAAAAAAACCAAACAUAUAAAUUUCGGAAUAUUUUUGUUUUAAAGAAAUUAAAAAAAAAUUUUCAAAAUGAAGAUAUUGACGGCUUUAGCUAUGCUAAUAGCCAUAACACGAGCUGAUGUAUCACAUUUGGAUACUGACUUGCGUGAAGAUGGCUAUCAUUAUCAACAACCUUCAGUACCAUUCCCUUCUGGACCAUCGCAAUCUGGAAUAUCAUCCCGUUUACCACAACCAUCACAAGCACCAGAACGACAUCAACCAUCAUAUCCCUCCUCAACUCCCGGAAGAAGUAGCCCAUCGUACCCGUCACCAACACCAGGUGGUGGGCAUUCGCCAUCGUACCCAUCAUCAACAUCUGGAGAAGGCCAUUCACCAUACCCGUCACCAACAUCAGAAGGGCAUUCACCAUAUCCAUCGCCAACACCAGGAGGAGGAAGACCUUCCUAUCCAUCACCAACACCAGGAGGAGGAAGACCUUCCUAUCCAUCAGCAGCACCGGGAGGAGGAGGACCUUCCUAUCCAUCCCCAGCACCGGGACAAGGUAGACCAUCUUAUCCAUCACCAACACCAUCAGGAGACAGACCCUCUUAUUCAUCGCCUUCAUCCAGAGAUGACCAACCAUCAUAUUCCUCACCAGCACCUGGAAGUGGUAGACCAUCAUUCCCCUCCCAAAGACCUAGUGGAGGAAGGCAAUCAUUCCCGUCUCCAACUCCAGGAACUAAAAGUCCCGAUUUGGAUUAUUUAACGCCAGAAGAUAGUAAUGAUAUAGAUGGUGGACAUGGCUUCCCUAAACCAGGAUCUCAACAAGAACAUGGACCAAAAGCUCGACCAGGCACAGGAUUUCCACAAGGACAAGGCCCAAAACCAGCUCAGGGACCAGGUCGUCAUGGACCUUCAUCAAGCCAAGGAGCUCACGGGCAACCAAGACCAGGAACCGGGCCAACGGGCUUCCCACAAACGCCAGGCCCAAGUGCUGGCCCAAGAUUAGGUCCAGGGCCAAAACCAUCGCAAAGUCCUGGUCUGGAAUACCUACCACCAGAUAACAGCAUUGAUAGUGGAGCUGGAUUUAGACCCCAAAGUUGCGGUGGUCCAGGUGGAUUCAGUGGUCCAGGAUGUGACUCUGAGGAGCCUGAAGGUCCAGAUGGUCCAAGCGGUCACGGCGGACCCAGAGGACCAAGUGGCCCAGGUGGUCCCGCAGGACCAAGAGGUCCAAGUCACUCCGGAUCAAGAGGGCCAAUCGGUUCUGGUGGCCAUGCCGGACCAAGAGGACCAAGUGGUCCAAGUGGACCCUCCGGACCAAGAGGACCAAGCGGUCCAAGUGGACCAUCCGGACCAAGAGGACCAAGCGGUCCAAGUGGACCUUCCGGACCUAGAGGACCAAGCGGUCCAAGUGGACCUUCCGGUCCAAGAGGACCAAGUAGUCCAAGUGGACCUUCCGGACCAAGAGGACCAAGCGGUCCAACCGGACCCUCUGGACCCAAACAACCCUUUGGUCCAAGAGUAUCUGGACCCAGUGGUUCUGGAUCAUAUGGUCAACCACAAGGACCUAGUGGAAAUAAUGGGGAGCCCGAAGAGCCUUGUGGAGCAAAUGAUUUUGGAAAUAUAGGAGCAAUAGGUGGUGCAGGCUGCUCAUCAGGUCCUCAACCUGGAUCACAACCUCGGCCCCAACAAUAUCCAGGAUCACAACAAAGACCUCAACCUCGUCCACAACAAAGACCGCAACCUGGUUCAAAUGUAGAAAGAGAAUAUUUACCACCUGAUAACGAUAUUAGCCAAGAUGGAGGUUUCCCUCAGUCAAGACCAAGUCCAACACCAGGAGCAGGCCCUAGACCAGGACCAAGCUCAAGACCAGGACCAAGCUCAAGACCAGGACCAAGUUCAAGACCAGGCCCAAGUGCAAGACCAGGACCUCAACCUCGACCAGAACCAUCAUCGGCACCACAAUAUCCAUCAUCUCCAUCAUCACCACAAUACCCAUCUUCCCCCCAAUUCCCAUCACCAACACCAUCUACGGGAUUGCGAUUCGCUGCGUCAUCACCAAGACCUCAAUUUCCAUCACCAGCACCUGAAAAUGAAUAUCUACCCCCAGGAGAUGAACGUCCCGAUAGCCAAUUUGGAAUAAAUGCUGGUCCUCAACCAAGACCUAGUCAAAGACCAGGAUUUGGACCUCAGCCCAGUUUAGGUCCAAGACCAACAUCAGGUUCUCAACCAAGACCAAGUCCUAGACCACAAAUAGGGCCACAACAAGGGCCAAGACAAGGUCCUGGCUCUCAAGGAUCCGGUCCAUUUGGACCCCAGCCCAGUUACGGUAAUGAACAAGAACCAGAACCUUCACAUACUCUGGAUGAAGAUGGUUACCGAUAUAAAGUUCCAUCUCAAGAAUUUAAAUACUAAACUGCAAAUUUUAAUCUCAUCUAGGUGAUUAUGAAAAUUCUUAUAACUAGCCAUGUAUUAUAUGUUUUAAUUUAAUAUAAAUUUUAAUUUAUAAAAAGCUUUACUGUAAAAUAUUGCGAAAACCUUUCUUCUAUUCUAGAGUUGUAUACAAAAAAUGUCAACAAAAAAUAUUAAAAACCAACUUAAAACAAAUUAAGCUUUUU